AAUAAUCCAAUAUGGCAGCAGAAAUAUUUACUAUAAUUUUACAAUCUCAAGCAGUAUUAAAAGUAUUAUUAUAAAAGUGCAUGUGCAAACAAAAUUUAUUUUAAUUGUGACGUGUGAUUUGAAAGCAAAGACAGAUUAUUAUAUCUUGUUAUUUACUCAUUUGUUUCAACUUAAUAUUGUUAUUAAUUCUUUUUUUUUUUUUAUGUUUUCUUAUUUUGUUAUAUCAUUAUUAAAUGAUAUAAAAUUGUGAACAGUUAUAUAGAAUGAAAAUAAUAUAGAAUGAAAAUUAUAUAGAAUGAAAAUUAUAUAGAAUGAAAAAAUACAUGCAAAAGAGAAAUUCUGUAUGUUGUUGAAAAUAGAUACAUUAUUUUAAUACUCUAUUCCUUCCUACAAACAUUCCAUCAAGCAGUAACGCGUGUUACUUGGAUGUUACGAAUGAAUGUUGUUAAAAAAUUUACAAUGAAUGAAAUAGACCAAUAAGGAAGAAUAGCGAAGAAGGUCAAUUUUAUUAAUAUCAUCUGAAAUUUCUAUUAAGAUGAAAGAAACAUAUAACAUAAACAAAAUAAAAUCAAAUCUAAGAGAUAAAGAUAAUAAUAAUUAUCUAUGCGUCGUAUGGAAAAAGAAAAGAUUUCGAAACGAUAAUUGUAAAAUAAUUCCUAAACAAAUAGUCGACUAGAUGAUGUAAGAAGUAUGAUGUAACUAUUAGAAAAUAUAUAUCGUGCCUAUAAAUGAAAUGGAUGACUAUAAAACAAAUAUUAAACAUACAAUAUCAUCUAACGAUAUUAAAUUUCUUAUGAUUAUUGAUAUUAUAAUUAUGUUAUUAUAAUUAUAAAUAACGAGAAAAAGAAAUUCCUUCAUUAUCAAAAAUAACAAUGAAAAUCCUUAUUUGAUAUUUUUUUUUUUUUAUCAUUUGAUCAUUGUAUAUUCAAUAGCCUUGAUAAGACUCGAAAGAAAAGUAAUUAGUAUCAGCCUCAUAACGUGACGUUAGGAGAGAUAAGCUACAUAUUCUGUUUGUAUUAAUAAUUGAAUAAAUCAACAACUUGGUCGUUUCUUUUUUUUUUUUUUUUUUGUGCAACGAGAAUACAAAAAUACGAGUAUAGUAAUAGGAUAUUCUUUCUUUAAAAGAGUCGAAUUAGCAGAAUUUAAUAUAUACGUGUGAACCUUUGAUAGAAAUUUUAUGGAAGCAUGAGCAUUGAAAACAUAGAAUUCGAGAUGAUGCAAGGAAAUAGUCAUUCAAGAUGCGAAUUUUUGAAGAAAUAUUUUGGAUGGAUGAGACACGUUUCGGUGGAACCAACUAUGUGGCUUUAUAUGAUGGCUUUCAUGGUGACCUCGGUAGUGGAACAAGAUUUUUUCAUUUAUAAAGCUUGCAGAGUCGAUCACGAUCUAUCCGAAGAAACAUGCGUAAAUUUGAAAACAAACAAAACUUUAAACGCCGAAGUUCAGAUAUCCGUAUCGGAAUUUCAUCAAUGGAAUAAUAUAGCGGGACACGUGGUACCGAUAAUUUUAGCAUUGUUUUUUGGAAAUUGGAGCGAUAGACACGGUAGAAAGCUACCAUUGAUUUUAGGAUUGAUUGGCAAAUUUAUAUAUUCUUUUAUGGUGAUCAUUAAUUCCUUAAUGAAUACAUGGAAUUUGAAUAUGGUUAUAUAUACCGCGAGUUUACCUAUGGGAAUGCUUGGAGGUGACGUUGCUAUAUUUGCCAGUUGUUUUUCAUAUAUAUCAGAUGUAACAAAAGUUCAACAGAGAACUUUAAGAAUCACUAUACUCGAUGUUGUUUAUCUCAGUACUAUGCCUACCGGUGUGGCCCUUGGCUCGUACCUUUUCACGAAGGUCUUAAAUUCGUCCUACAGUAUAAUGUUCACAAUAAACUCUGUUCUCCUUGCCAUUGCUAUUAUCUAUUCUUUUCUAAAUCUCAAAUGGCGAACGUCCACUCAACAACGACAAAUUUUGGGCGUUAAUCCUUUCAUUGAUUUCUUCGAUAAAAAGCACGUAGCAGAAACAAUAAAAACAUUAAUAAGAAGAAGAAACAAUCAUGAAAGAGUUUAUCUUUGGAUUUUCCUAUUAGCAAUGACUUUAUACACUUUUCAAAGAGACGAGAAACCUAUGAGCUAUCUUUACACGCAACUCAAGUUUAAAUGGGGCGUCGCAGAAUUCAGUACAUUUAAAACAUUUCAAUCGGCACUCUUUGUAAUAGCAAUGCUCAUUGGUGUACCUAUAAUGAGUAAACUAUUAAGAUUAAGAGAUACUGUAAUUAUUGCAAUUGGUGCUCUAGCUCAUGCAAGUGGUAGAAUUAUUUUUGCUUUAACCACUAUACCAGAAUUAUUUUACGUUGGAGCGACUGUUGCAGCUUUGGGUCCUAGCGUUGCACCAGUAUUAAGAUCAAUGACUUCCAAACUUGUUCCUAUAGAAGAAAGAGGUAAAGUGUUCGCUAUGUUAUCUGUUUGUGACAAUGCAGUACCUCUCUUUAGUGGUAUUUUAUAUUCUCAACUUUAUAACCUAACAAUUAAUACAGCACCUAGUUCUAUAUAUUGGUUAACAUUUUCUACCCAAAUUAUGGUACUUUUACUUAUCUCUGUAAUACAUUUUUCAUCUAAAAAUGAAAAUGUACAGGAAGAAAAUGACGAAGAAAACAAUAUUGAAAGUGAAUUAGAACAUGAUUAAUCUUUGAAUUGCGAUAAUAUGAAUAAAAAUGAAUGAUAAAGCAAUAACAUUCAUACAAAAUAAUAAAAAUAGAUAUUUAUACAAUUAAUAAUUAAUUUUUAUAAUUACAUAGAUUAUGUUCAUAUUUCAAAUUUUAUAUGUUACGUAAAUUAUAUUUAUAUUUUAAAAAAGAAAUUUUUUAAAUGUUUCGUUCAUGUUUUAAUGACGCUGUUUCAAAAUGUUUCAAAAUUGUACAUAAUAAAAGACAAAUAUCUAUAAACUACACAAGAGAGAGAGAGAGAGAGAAAAUUGUGUGAAGUUUUUAUAUAUUUUAUAGACUUUAUAUAUACUUAUCAAAUAAUGACAAUAAUGAAAAUAAUGAUUUGUUGUUAAAUUUAAUUAUAAAAAAAAAAAAUGAAAGUUUAUAUAAAAAUACAUAUAUAAUACAAUUAAUCGCAUCAUUAAUCUGUAUAUACUGUUUAAUAAUUGUUGCGAUUAAUUAAUAUUAGAAUACAGAUAGAAAAAUUAUUGUUGAGAAACGUUUAAUAAAUGGAAGAUUUCUGAACA
Messenger RNA from Vespa crabro (European hornet), 3204 nucleotides. Its product is annotated as proton-coupled folate transporter. Bases 1186 to 2658 code for a protein of 490 amino acids. NCBI's taxonomy places the organism in Eukaryota, Metazoa, Arthropoda, Insecta, Hymenoptera, Vespidae. Gene Ontology annotation, cellular component: membrane. The record is from RefSeq and is a predicted model, not a curated record. The transcript is spliced from 8 exons. Gene Ontology annotation, molecular function: transmembrane transporter activity. Gene Ontology annotation, biological process: transmembrane transport.